This is a messenger RNA of Coniophora puteana RWD-64-598 SS2, 2127 nucleotides long. RefSeq lists its product as uncharacterized. Gene Ontology annotation, molecular function: DNA replication origin binding; ATP hydrolysis activity. Gene Ontology annotation, biological process: DNA replication initiation; DNA replication. The coding region runs from base 1 to 2127 and encodes 708 amino acids. The record is from RefSeq and is a predicted model, not a curated record. The transcript has 6 exons. Gene Ontology annotation, cellular component: nucleus; nuclear origin of replication recognition complex. Lineage: Eukaryota; Fungi; Basidiomycota; Agaricomycetes; Boletales; Coniophoraceae.
AUGCCUAAAAGAAAGGCUGUUGUGGAGGCCGACCCCACUGAGAUCCCCUCCAAACGUGUCACUCGGGCAUCGACUCAGAACCUUGCCCACAUCGAAAACGACGAACCGCGUCGUCAGACCCGCUCUCAAGCCCAAGGACCGCCUUCCAAACCGGACAAAUUGGGUGCCCUUCGCAGUACUUCAACACCGAACUCGCUACGCGCUCCAGCCGUAUAUAAUGACGAUCACCCAUCCUUGAGCUCGCCAACAAAGAAACCUCGCGGACGACCUUCCACCCAAACCCGUUCUUUGCCAAGGAAAGCUGCUGCACCCCCACCAACAGAUGAUGCAAGCGAAUCCGGUGACUCAGACGAACUGAAUCUAAGAGCUUCUCCUUUCAAACAGAAGCCACCGGCCACACCACCCCCCGUGGCUAACUCCAAGCGACGAACCUUUGAUGCAGUGGUAAUCUCGUCCCCGAAUCCCAAGAAGUCAACCCCUUCAACCCCUUCUCGAGGUGAAUCUUUACUACGUGGUAGCAAUCAAUCACCUUCGCCCUCAUCGCCAGUACCUCUUGCCUCUCCUUCUACGAGAACUCUCAGAUCACAGAAAGCUUCCCCGGGGAGGAGAAUAGCGGUGUCUCAGAAACAAACGGGUGAGACUCGUGGAGACGAUCUUGGGGAUUAUGUUAUUCCCACCAACCUGGAAGAGGCAGAAGGCCCCGGCAAUCCAGUGGAAGCUGAAUCACCUCGAGCACCGCCAAUUUCUCUUCCGUCCGAAUUACCUCAUCACCUUCGCCCCUGGCUACGGAACCAGAAGCGCGCGAUCCUAGCCUCUCUUUCCAGUACUCAGGAUACUGACGGAGGCACUGUCGAAGAUGUCGCCUCAGCUAAUGCCUCAGCAUAUAAGCAGCUUCGCGCGUUGUUAGACGGUACUGUUUUGCGAGGCGAAGGGAAUAGCUGUCUGGUGUUUGGACCACGAGGGAGUGGUAAGACACAACUUGUUGAGAAAGCGCUCAAUGCAUGCAGUUCUAAACCCAUCAUAAUCCGACUCUCUGGACACGUCCAUUACAAUGGACGUCUAGCGCUCCGUGAAAUUGCUCGACAGCUCCAACAACAGACAGGGGAUCCCUAUCCUUCGGAGGUGAAUGGAAGUGACGAGACAAACGAUAACGAUAACGCUCUCGACUCCGAAAUCAUGAUCCCUGUCUCUUCGCGGCUUCCGGCAUUGAUUUCUACCUUGCUAACUCUUUCGCGCCCCUCAAUACUGAUACUGGAUGCUUUUGACUUGUUUACCACCCAUGCCAGGCAAUCUUUAUUGUACUGCUUGCUUGACACAGCUCAAAGUUGUCGAGUUGGACAAGGGAACAGGGGUAUCGCCGUCGUUGGUGUCGUUAGCCGCAUUGGCACGAUCGAGCUUCUAGAGAAGCGCGUCAAAAGUCGGUUUUCGGGCCGUCUAAUACACGUCCAGCUCCCACUAGGCGUAAAGCAGUGGGUAAACAUCGCGCGUACGUGGCUCAACAGGUCAAUCCCGACGCCAAUUCCUCCGCCUAGCAAAGAAUGGUCGACUAUGUGGUCACUAGCUAUCAGCAAAUUCUUAGACGACCGAGGUGUCGCCGAGAAAUUGGUCGAGACUUACGCUCUGACAAGAGAUGUUAGAAUGUUAUCGCAAAUCAUCACCUCUGUCGUAUUGCAACUCACGCCCAACUCGCCGUUUCCGACGUCUUCGCACCUCGUGUCCGCGAUAAACGGCCAACGUACUCGUGUUCUGUUUCCAUACCUGCACGAAUUAGAAUAUCCCGCGUUAUGUCUCGUGGUGGCGGCAUCGCACUUGCACACGGCGGGACACGAUUCGGCGAACUUUGAAAUGCUUUAUGAUGAGUAUCAAAAACAGUACAAGACAUCAUCAAGUGCUCCCGUCCAGCUACAGGGUAACAGCAUCAAAAUCACGCGCUGUACCCGCGAGAUUCUCAUGACUGCCUUGGAGCAUCUCAUCGAGAUACGAAUUUUUGUCGGCGUGGCACCAGCAUCAGCUAAGGUGACUCCGGAACAUGUGCGGUACAAGUGCCUAGUGGAACGGGAGGACAUCAAGAAAGCGAUUGACACGAGAGGCCACACGGACAUUAAGAAGUGGUUCACUAAAUCUUGA